CCUCACACCCUCCUCCCUCUACUCGAACAUUAUGAUACUCCCUCGACUUGCCGCCAGCUCCCUUCGAGGAGCUUCUCCUCUGACGAGGGCUGCUACAGCGGCGGCAUCGUCGUCCUCGCGCACAUUUGCGACUUCGGCAGCUCGCCUGGCGAACUCGCUUCUCUUCCUCGAGCACAAGAACGGCACCAUCAACCCUGCCUCGCUUGUCGCUCUCACCGCCGCCUCCAAGGUCGGUGGCGAUGUCGAUGGCAUUGUGCUGGGCGGCGAUGAUGUUGACGGCGUCGUUGACAAGGCUACCAAGAUCUCUGGACUGAAGAAGGUUCACUUCAGCAAGGCCAAGAACUACGCCGACAACCUUGCCGAGCCCGCCGCACCACUGCUCAAGUCAAUCGUCGAGAGCAACAACUACACUCACGUCUUUGCCGGCCACACGGCUGUAGGACGCGACAUCUUCCCGCGCUUUUCCGCCCUCAUCGACUCGAGCCAGGUGAGCGACAUCAUCGCGGUGGACUCCGAGGACACGUUCCAGCGACCCAUCUAUGCGGGCAACGCCAUCUUGACCGUCAAGUCCAACGACAAGGUCAAGGUCGUGACUGUCCGUGGAACGGCCUUCGACAAGGCCAGCGAGGAGGGCGGAUCGGCGGAAAAGGCCGAGGUGAAGCCCGCUGACGCACCCCUCGAAACGGAAUUUGUCGAGGAGAAGCUCAACGUCUCGUCGAGACCCGAUCUUGCGACGGCUUCGCGCGUCGUCUCGGGCGGAAGGGCGCUCAAGUCUGGCGAGAACUUCGAAAAGUACAUUGAGCCGCUGGCAGAUGCGCUCAACGCUGCUGUGGGCGCUUCUCGCGCUGCCGUGGAUGCAGGCUACGCCGACAAUGCCCUCCAAGUGGGACAGACGGGCAAGAUUGUGGCUCCAGAGCUAUACCUGGCCAUUGGUAUCAGCGGCGCCAUCCAGCACUUGGCUGGCAUGAAGGACAGCAAGACGAUUGCGGCCAUCAACAAGGACCCCGACGCGCCCAUCUUCCAGAUCGCCGAUCUUGGUCUUGUGGCGGAUCUCUACGAUGCCGUGCCAGAGAUGACUCAGAAGCUCAAGUAGAAGUAAGACUUCAUGCUUGUGUACCAAUUGGCACAAAACUAAAGAAUAGUAUCGUCAUUCGAGAAGUUCCUGUUUGCUCUGCGUGAGAAGAGAGGCC
Acaromyces ingoldii is the source of this 1190-nucleotide messenger RNA. RefSeq names its product electron transfer flavo protein, alpha subunit. NCBI's taxonomy places the organism in Eukaryota, Fungi, Basidiomycota, Exobasidiomycetes, Exobasidiales, Cryptobasidiaceae. The transcript is spliced from 4 exons. Gene Ontology annotation, cellular component: mitochondrion. The record is from RefSeq and is a predicted model, not a curated record. Gene Ontology annotation, molecular function: electron transfer activity; flavin adenine dinucleotide binding. The coding region runs from base 32 to 1093 and encodes 353 amino acids.